Messenger RNA from Suricata suricatta (meerkat), 2259 nucleotides. It is a transcript of the gene DMAC1, whose product is annotated as distal membrane arm assembly complex 1. The transcript is spliced from 2 exons. Bases 53 to 520 code for a protein of 155 amino acids. Lineage: Eukaryota; Metazoa; Chordata; Mammalia; Carnivora; Herpestidae. The record is from RefSeq and is a predicted model, not a curated record.
UUUACGUCAGUUCGGUCGGAAGACGCCGGUAGCUGAGACCUAGCUUUUGACAAUGGGUUCUUUCUUGUCCCGGUCUCUGGAGCCCAUUAAGGUCGCUGCGUCUCCUGAGGUCACCAACUCCGCCGAACCCCUGCCCCUCGCUGCACCUGAAGCGCCGACCUCUCCAGCGGAAGCCCCACUAUUUAAUAACUGCUGGAGCUGUCGCGUGCUCUCCGGGUCGGGGCUGAUAGGGGCGGGCGGGCAUUGCUUGUUGGGGUGUAGUCAUCCUGUCAGACCCCAAAGGGAAGGCCUUCCGUGCCGAGUGAAAGUACCACUGGUGAAUUUGUCAUCUUCUGUCCAUGUCUCCAUGACACCAGAACAAGCAUCGGACUUAUGGAUGUUCUGGACAGACAAAUGGAUAGUAACAGACUUCAACCCUGCGGAUACUACAAGACUGAAAAGACAAUGUAGGUUGUUAUUCUUUGGUGAUGAGUAUUUGUGGCCUUCUUCUCAUACUCCACAGGGACUAAUAAAUCCCUGAGAAAAGAACCAAGUUUUGUGUCUUACCUAGAGGAGGAGGAUAUACUAAAAAUAAAGAGGAAAUGAUAAACCAAAUUGGAAAAUGGAAUAAACUAUUAUUUUAAAUAGUUCUCUUAUAAUGGCAUGAACACUUAUUAGCAACCUAACAUUGAAUUUGCAUCAUGCAAUGUGCAGAAGUACAUAAAAUUUUCUCUGUGUACUGCUCAUGAUUUACAAGGUGUUGUCAAAUCAAUUACUUUAUGAGAGGUUCAAAGCGACUGAGAUGCUUAUUUCAUUGGUGGUAAGUGAAACUUGAAAAUAGUCCUAUUGAUUUUCCCAGCAUCAUUCAUCAAGUCAGUGAUAUAGCUAGGACUUGUUCUUGUUUAGUUCUAGUUCUUGUCUUUCACAACUAAGAUGAUUUUGUGACAAAACAAAAAUCAGCAUAUGGUAAAAGAUAAGUACUAAAAUAUUUUAAAGAAAUUCACAACAUUGUUAUUAAGUACAAAAACCAGGUUUUGUCCACAACCACUGGAAAUGUUCCUAUUAUGAAAUUGAGAUGCUUUUGAGAUAAUGACUUAAAAUUUGAUAGUUCGUUUCUAACAAAUCUGUGGUUCCCUUUUCUAUAAAGUUAUAUAUAGCUUUUUGGUUCAGAGUAGAGAGAUAGUCACAUUUAGUGACAAUCAUAGUGUGUUAGUUUUGAAAGUACUUUUCAGGGCUUUUACUCAAGUAUGUAGAAGUGUCUGAGCUUAAUGCUGGAUGUCUGUAUUCCCAACAUUUUCUUAGGUCAAACCAAAACUACAUAAAUCUAACUUGUUGGACGUGGCUUGACUUACUGGAUAAAUAGAGUAACUCAAAUUUAUAUAUGUAAAGUAAUUUUAACAUCUUAGAAUUUGUACUAGUGUGUGAGCAAAAGAGCUUUUUCCAAAUGAACUUGUCUUCUCACUAGAAUAUUGCCAAGGUAUAUUUCGUUCUUCACAAUGUGGGCCUGCUUUACUAGGUUUCCGCAAAAUAAUGCUCUACUAUGUCUGUGGCCAGUUAACAGGAAUAACACCCCCCACCCCACCCCCUCAAAAAUCGAUUAGUUAAAUUUGGGAUGAAUAGUUGUUUUUCUUUUUUUCUUUUCUCCUUUUCUUUAACUUUCAAAGUUAAAGUUCCAGAAGUUGCUUUGAGGUGAGCCUGGGUGGCUCAGUUGGUUAGGCAACCAACUCUCAGUUUUGGUUCAGGUCAUGAUCUCACAGUUUGUGAGUCUGAGCCCUCUGGCUCUGCAAUGACUGUCUCUCAAAAUAAAUAAAUAAACUUAGAAAAAAGUUGCCUUGAUUUCUGCAAGUGCAGAGUCAGAAAUCCAGUUUGUUUUAGAGAUAAGUCUGAUCUUCAGACUUCAAUCUGGAAGUACACAUAGUACGUAUAGUGCCCCUAUUAUCGUCCCUUUUGUUGGGGAUGAGGUGGAGUAAGUAGGCUAAACAGACUCAAGAAUCAGCGGCUUAUUUGUGAUGUAAGAAUACCUGUUUUUAUGGGGUUUAGAAUCUCUUUAUGGCAUGGAGAUGAGAGUUUACAAAAGCUCGUAAUUACGUUUAGCAAAAGAGAAGAGAAAAAGUACAAAUAAGGGAAAUUUAAAAUGAACUUACAGUUAUCUUGAAACACAACCAAAAUGUGAACAUACAUGUAAACACUAACAAUGUUUGUGAUGUCCAGGGUGUCUGUCAGCCUUUACCUAGUGUAAACUUUGGUAUCUCAAGAUAAUCAAGAAGUUAUUGCACCAUC